UGAUGGUAAAUAUUUAAGAUAUAAUGUAAAUCCUAGUAAUAGUAUUGGAGUUAAUUGGUGUAGGAAGUACGAAUACCUAACCUAUGAAAUUGAAUGGUAUACAUCCAUAACAUCAUCAUUCUCCUAUCGACUCAACUCAACUCGCUCUGAUGGCUCACCCUGGACUCACCAACUCGCUCUCUCCCAAACUCGUUCCUCUCUGCGCCUGCUCCUGCCGCCCCUUCUCUUCCCAAUCCCUACUUCUCCACUCUCACCCUCUCUUCUUCAAACCCAAACCGCUUAUCCGGUUCACGCGCCCAACCGCUUCGCCCUUCCUCCUCGCCGCCGUCGGCCAGGCCGAACCGGACCGCCUCCCUCAAACCACCGCCCCCAAGGUCCUCUCCGGAGACCAGGAGGAGGAUUUGCCCUUGAAAUCACAAUCGCAGGGUAGUCAGUUUAGGAACCGGGUUGUUUUUGGACUUGGCAUUGGGAUUUCUGCGGGUGGUAUUGUUUUGGCCGGUGGAUGGGUCUUCGCCACUGCCCUGGCUGCUGCUGUCUUUACUGGUGCACGAGAAUAUUUUGAAUUGGUUCGGAGUCAUGGAAUUACUGAAGGAAUGACACCACCUCCGCGCUAUGUGUCGCGAGUCUGCUCGGUCAUUUGUGCAUUAAUGCCACUGUUUGUCAUGUAUCGUGGUCAUGUUGAUGUUUCUGUGACUUCUGCUGCUUUUGUUUUGGCCACGGCAUUACUCUUACAAAGAGGAAGCCCCCGUUUUGCACAGCUAAGUAGUGCCAUAUUUGGGUUAUUUUAUUGCGGAUAUCUUCCCUCAUUCUGGGUUAAACUUCGAUGUGGUUUAGCAGCUCCAGCCUUGAACACAAGAAUAGGAGCAACAUGGCCUAUACUUCUUGGUGGCCAAGCUCAUUGGACAGUUGGUCUUGUGGCAACUUUUAUUACCAUAAGCAGCAUAAUUGCAGCUGAUACAUUUGCAUUUCUUGGUGGCAAGGCAUUUGGUAGAACACCACUUAUCAGUGUAAGUCCAAAGAAGACAUGGGAGGGUACUAUUAUAGGCUUUUGUGGGUGUAUAGUUACCUCUGUUGUACUGUCAAAAAUUUUCAGCUGGCCAAUAUCUUUAUCAAGUGCAAUAGCUCUUGGUGUUCUGAGUUUCUUUGGGUCUAUUUUUGGUGAUCUCACCGAAUCAAUGAUUAAACGAGACGCGGGGGUGAAAGACUCGGGUUCACUAAUACCUGGUCAUGGUGGAAUACUAGACAGAGCGGACAGUUACGUGUUCACGGGUGCUCUAGCAUACAACUUCAUCAAAACCUUUUUACCACUUUAUGGAGUAUGACAUGAAACAGAGUAAAUUUUUAAAAAAUUAGGUGGUAUCUGCAUGGCAUGUUCACUGACAACAUUGACGCAUUACGGCAACAAAUUGAAUUUUAAUAUUCAUGGAAACUCCUGGAUAUUUUUCAUGGGAAAGUGAUGAUCUACAUAGGGAAAGAUAGAUCAGGAAUUUUCUUAUCAUCCCAGGCGAACUUGACCAUAGUUCAUCACUGCUGCUUUUUCGUAUAUGCAUGCGGUCACAGAUACAAGAACUAAGCAGGGGUAGCAUUGGUUGUAUUUUGAAUUGUAAAUAGCCACAGUUGACUUCGAAAGAAAAGAACGGUUGCAGUCGCUCCAAUUAUUUUGAUGUCUUGCUAACCUAUAUUCUAAGGACACUACUUCAGAACAAUCACGAAGAAUCAUGUGGUGCUAGUGAAAAUAUAUUUAUUUAUUUUUUAUAUUUGAUACUAGUCUUAUUGUACUAGUUAUUUAUAUUUUAUACGAUUGAAGGCAUUAUGUGAUA
Molecule: messenger RNA, 1820 nt
Organism: Cajanus cajan (pigeon pea)
Lineage: Eukaryota; Viridiplantae; Streptophyta; Magnoliopsida; Fabales; Fabaceae
Source: RefSeq, a predicted model, not a curated record